This is a messenger RNA of Priapulus caudatus, 2045 nucleotides long. Its product is annotated as alpha-N-acetylgalactosaminidase-like. Lineage: Eukaryota; Metazoa; Priapulida; Priapulimorpha; Priapulimorphida; Priapulidae. The coding region runs from base 1 to 972 and encodes 323 amino acids. The transcript is spliced from 4 exons. Gene Ontology annotation, biological process: glycoside catabolic process; glycosylceramide catabolic process; oligosaccharide metabolic process. Gene Ontology annotation, cellular component: cytoplasm. Gene Ontology annotation, molecular function: alpha-galactosidase activity. The record is from RefSeq and is a predicted model, not a curated record.
AUGCGCGCGGGACUCAAGCUGGCCAUCUACGGAGACUUUGGCAACUUCACGCUGCGGCGGCUAGCCGGGCAGCCAAGUAACUACCUGAAGCAGGACGCAGAGCUGUUUGCAAAGUGGAAGGUGGACGGCCUGAAAUUCGACGGCUGCUACGCGAAGAUCGAGGACAUGGCGGCGGGCUACGUCGCGAUGGGCCGGCACCUGAACGCAACGGGCCGUCGCGUGCAGUACUCGUGCAGCUGGCCCGCGUACGACCCGCACGCAAACUUCACCGUGCUCGCGCGCCACUGCAACCUGUGGCGCGUCUACGCGGACAUCGCCGACUCGUGGCGCAGCGUGCUCGGCGUCUUCGACUACUACCGCAACGCGAGCGCGCACAUCCAGCCCGUCGCGGCGCCCGGCGCGUGGAACGACCCCGACAUGCUCAUCGUUGGCGACUUCGGGCUCAGCUACGAGCAGUCGAGGGCGCAGAUGGCGAUGUGGGCCGUCCUCGCAGCGCCGCUGUACAUGUCGAACGACCUUCGCAACAUCCGGCCGGAGUUCCGCGAGAUCCUGCUCAACAGGAAAGUGUUGGCCGUCAAUCAGGACGUGCUGGGCAUGCAGGGCAAGCCUGUGGGGCAGGUGCAGCUACCCGCUAGAAAGGCACUGCACCUGGAGCGACCUCGGGUUGAAGUCUGGUCACGUCCGAUCUCCCCGCCCGGCAGUCAGGCUGUGGUGAUACUCAACCGUGACGACAACGGAGGCCCAGUGAAGCUCUCCAUCGCACUCAAGCAGCUAGGAUUGCUGGACAGCGGCGGAUACGAAGUAGAGGAGAUCUUUACCAACAGAUACUACGGCUUCAUGAGUCCGGACGAUACGUUCAGCUGCCGUGUCAACCCGACGGGCGUCAUCAUGAUCACGGCGAUCGCGCAGCAUCACGAGAAGCAGGCUCGCGUGUUGCGCGCGCGGCCACCAGUGCGUCUCACGCAGAUAUAGUAGAACUAUAGUGCGCCCACGGGCUAGCGGUUAAUAUAUACAGGCGCUGUCACAGUCGAGUCGACGAACUAAAGGUUUGGAUUGUGAAUCCCUAAUAGUAUUAAUUGUAUUAUAUAUUCAGAUCAUGUGAUUGCAGUGAUCGGUGAGGUUGGGCGAUGGUAUAAUUAAAUUAAUAAUGAAGUUUAUUUUUACACGUGGAGGAUUACAUGUAUUAGCCUUAGGGGUGCAUUGGAUCUUGAAUAUGUCUAGUUCUGGCCGGAAUCCCAAUUUUUUGGUUUUGGGCGGAACUACUUAUAAACAGUCGCCUGUAACUGAAAUAUUUUUCUAGUUUCAUUAUGGUUACUAGAAACUAAAACGAUAUUACUGGCAGGUAAUUAUCAUUUUGGCAUUCCAGCCUGUCCAAAUUUCCUGCCGAAUUGUACUCAGGAAUAUAUCAAAUGACCCAAUUAAGCAGCUGAGUCAUACUCCCAACAAUAAUGUUGUAGCCAUCUUGUCAUUACUCGACCAAGUGAUGUGCCAGCUAGCGCUAUUAUGUUCAGGUUAACUGGUUAAGGAAUUUUGCACGGCAUAGGACCAAAACUGUGAUGUUUAUUUCAAGCUAAAGUUGCAAUUGAGCAAGAACUUCAUAAUUCCGAUGCAUUGCACCCCUAAUGCAAAUUAUAUUCAGAUUAUUGGCACGAGGGCUCAAAAUGUGUGUUAUUAUCGUGUCAAUUAAUAUCUAAGGAAAGCAUGAACUGAAAUGGCCCUAAUAAAAAUUUGAAUUCUUUCAAGUGUAAUAAAGCCACUGUGAACAUUGAACUAACAUGUAGAAAUGGAGUGAUAGUAUGAUCUGUCGGUGUCAUUUCGGUAGCCAAGUCCACACUCGGACAACGGUCAUAAUAUAUUCCCUAAUAUAUAAUCUGCAUUUCAUAUCCACAUUUAAUAACAAAAGUAUAAUAAUUCCUGAAAAUUGGUAUAAAAAUUACAACGAAUGGAAUGCGGAAGAACAACGGUGUGUUAAAUGAAUGAGCUGCAUGUACAAAAUUCCAUGUCCUGUAACUACAAUGAGUAGAUACAAAACAGCCAUAAUCCAG